This is a messenger RNA of Paramuricea clavata, 695 nucleotides long. Lineage: Eukaryota; Metazoa; Cnidaria; Anthozoa; Malacalcyonacea; Plexauridae. The record is from the annotation of a GenBank genome assembly.
AUGUCACGAGGUGAAUUUCGAACGCGAAGGGGUGGCUGGCAUAGUAGGCGCACAAGAGCAAAGACGGAAACAACAGUGGACUGUUUUAUUUGUUUUGAUGAAAUAGUUAGCAACGAGAAGUACGCGUUCGACAUGCCUUGUUGCGCAAAAUUUCUGCAUUUAAAGUGCUGGGAGACGUUGGAUACCGUGAAGAACGAAAGUGAACAUAAUGCAUCAUGUCCGAUGUGUCGGACACGGUGGAAAGGAGAUUACGAAGAGACGUGUAUUCUCUGCUUUCUGCCACUGACUUCGCAGAUGGAGUGGUGGCCAAGGUGUGCGCCAGACGAAAGACAAAGGUUCAAGCACAAAGAAAAUAGAAACGGCAAUCAUUACACAUGUCCUUUCGCCAUGUCACGAGGUGAAUUUCAAACGCGAAGGGUGCCGCAUAGUAGGCGCACAAGAGCAAAGACGGAAACAACAGUGGACUGUUUUAUUUGUUUUGAUGAAAUAGUUAGCAACGAGAAGUACGCGUUCGACAUGCCUUGUUGCGCAAAAUUUCUGCAUUUAAAGUGCUGGGAGACGUUGGAUACCGUGAAGAACGAAAGUGAACAUAAUGCAUCAUGUCCGAUGUGUCGGACACGGUGGAAAGGAGAUUACGAAGAGACGUGUAUUCUCUGCUUUCUGCCACUGACUUCGCAGAUGGAGUGGUGGCCAAG